Messenger RNA from [Torrubiella] hemipterigena, 1232 nucleotides. NCBI's taxonomy places the organism in Eukaryota, Fungi, Ascomycota, Sordariomycetes, Hypocreales, Clavicipitaceae. The record is from the annotation of a GenBank genome assembly.
AGCGGCUUACCAGAUCUGCGCUGUUCUGGGUUCAGUUGACGUACUCUGCAUUCAGACUUGAUCAGAAACAUGAUGUUUGUAAAUUCAGCCGUGCUACCGUAUAACGUAACUCGCGUAUCUCAUUAUGCCUUUACCUUCAUUUACACAGCUUUGGGGCUUGAUACGUGUGCCAUCAAGCAUUAAAGACGACGAACUCCCAACUGUCCGACCGGACGGUUCCUCUCAGCCUGAUGCGGACCUCGAACGCGAGCGAUCAAGGCUGAAUAUCCAAGCCAUCGAAGAUUUUCGACCAGGAUAUCCUCGUUUCACUGCUCUCAUAUCGGCGCACAAUCCGUUUCUCAUAUUGCGAAGAUUUACACAACUUCGGGCGCGACUCUUGCUGCUUAAGCAGGACAGACUCACUGAUUUAGAGCAGAAGCUGAACGAGAUCGACAGCCAUGAACGGAGAGUAUUAUUUCUAGGACAGAGUCGCCAUGAUGCGAACGAGGAACGAGCGGCAAUAUUGACAGAUAUAGAGUCUUGUAUUAACGAUUAUGACAAAUUUGCGACGCAAACAAAACAGAUACUAACCAUACCCCCUGCACAUACCAGGGAUGUGAAUAGUUUACAAAACUGGCUGCAGGGUACUGGUUGUAUCUCUAGAGAAGAGACGGCCUAUCUCUCGCACCAUGAAGAGCUCAUGUCACUUGCUGCCGAGGAUGACGAUGCUAUGAUACAGCUCGGUAAUUGGGUGGAAUCUGGCCUCAUGCGAAUUUCUAGCGACUCUCUAAAGCAUCAAUUUCAGCUCCGAUCUAAUGACAGCAAUAUUUACAUAUAUCCCGGCACUCUGGUCAAACGCACCGCCUACGUGCUUCUUCUUUCGACCGUCUGCCUGAUUCUUCUUCUGCCAAUCAUGAUCUGCAACUUAUUCAGCAACAUAUCCGCUCGACUGGUCAUUGUUAUGAUCUUUACUGUCAUUUAUCUUCUACUACUCUCCUGGUUGGUCAGGGUAAAGACAAAGGACCUGAUACUGGCGGGGGCUACGUAUGCGACGGUGCUAAUAGUUUUUGUGUCAGGAACCAGUGUUCUCACAUAAAGUUUUCAUGGUGUAAGCUUCGCGACAUAUUCUGCUGCUGACGCGCUUCGUGCUAACUUUGCACUGGAGUUAGUUCUUGAACUCUAGUUACUCGCAUUGUCAUAGCUUACAAUUGUUUUUAUUUCCUAGAACAUUUUAAUAAACUACUAUUAGAGUU